AUGUCCGUAGCCAUUGGCUCUAAUGUCCCUGCUCCAGAGGUCACAGGCCCAGCCUACCCGGCUCCUGCUUCCCACUGUGGGGCCCUCCCGACCUGCAUCGCAGGAGACCUGGGCUCAGGGUCCACAGGCAGCCAGCGUGGCCGGUGUCUGGGGAUCCAGGUGGUGCUGGGCACAGCCCCAGGCGUGAUGCAGGGCCACCAAGACAGGCACACGCACCAUGGGGCGCCUGGAGCUGGCUGUCUUAGGCCUCGCCUGCUGCUUGGCAGUAGUGAGCGCCGCAAAGGGACCCUGAAGGCCAAGGACUUCAAGCAGCCAUGCCUGCAAGUCACUCUCACACAGUUAAAUACCAGGGGCUCCGAGGACUGCCUCUACCUCAACAUCUGGGUCCCCCAGGGCCAGAAGGAAGUUUCCCAGAACCUGCCUGUCAUGAUCUGGAUCUACGGAGGAGGCUUUGUCAUUGGUUCCGGCCAAGGGUUAAACUUCCUCAGUGACUACAUGUACGAAGGGGAGGAGAUCGCCACGCGGGGCAACGUCAUUGUGGUCACCUUCAACUACCGCCUUGGGCCACUGGGCUUCCUCAGCACUGGGGACGCCAACCUGCCAGGUAACUACGGCCUUCGGGACCAGCACAUGGCCAUCGUGUGGGUGAAGAGGAACCUUCGUCUCUCUGCAGGUCGGGGGACCCUAGGAAGCACGGGCCUCAUCCGGCGAGCCAUCAGCCAGAGCGGCGUAGCGCUGGUCCCCUGGGCCAUCCAGAAGAACCCUCUAUCUUGGGCUAAGGGGAUCGCCAAGAAGGUGGGCUGUCCUUUGGACGAUACCGCCAGGAUGGCCAAGUGUCUGAAGGUCAUCGACCCCCGGGCACUGACGCUGGCCUAUAAGAUACCCCUGUUGGGCCAGAAGUACCCCUUGCUACACUAUUUGGGCCUCCUCCCCGUCGUGGACGGAGACUUCAUCCCAGACGACCCCAUCAACCUUUUCGCCAAUGCGGCCGACAUCGACUACAUCGCUGGCACCAACGACAUGGACGGCUACACCUUUGCCAGCGUUGACGUGCCAGCCAUCAAUGUGGACUUGCUGACUGUCACGGGGGAGGACUUCUUCAAGCUGGUCAGCCAGGUCACCAUCGCCAAGGGGCCCCGAGGUGCCAAUGCCACCUUUGACUUCUACACGGCGCCCUGGGCCCAGGACUCCUCCCAGGAGGCCAAGAAGAAGACGGUGGUGGACUUUGAGACCGACGUCUACUUCCUGAUGCCCACGAAGAUGGCCGUGGCCCAGCACAGAGCCAACGCCAAGAGUGCCCGGACCUACACCUACCUGUUCUCCCACCCCUCUCGCAUUCCGUUGUACCCAAGCUGGGUGGGCGCCGACCACGGUGACGACAUCCAGUACGUGUUUGGGAAGCCCUUCGACAACCCCCUGGGCUACCGGGCCCAAGACAGGACUGUCUCCAAGGCCAUGAUCGCCUACUGGACCAACUUUGCCAGAACUGGGGACCCCAACCAGGGCCACUCGGCUGUGCCCACCCAAUGGGAGCCCUACACCCAGGAAAACGGCAACUACCUGGAGAUUAACAACAAGAUGGACGGCCAGUCCAUGAAGCAGCACCUGAGGAGCAGCUACCUGCAGUACUGGACCCAGACCUACCAGGAACUGCCCACCGUGAACCAAGAUGGGGUGGCCCCGGUGGCCCCCUCGGACAACUCUUUGGCUGUCCCCGUGCCUCCCUCGAAAGACUCUGAGGCCGCCCCCUGAACCCCCACUGUUGACUCUAAGGGGGCUCAGAUGCCCACAACCAUUGGCUUCUAAUGUCCAUGUCCUGGAGGCCACAAGUGGGCCUCAGGGAGCCCACCUCCCUCCCCAGCUCUUCCUGAAUAAAGCCCUUCUCUCUCUGGCAA
This is a messenger RNA of Myotis davidii, 1895 nucleotides long. RefSeq names its product bile salt-activated lipase-like. Gene Ontology annotation, molecular function: neurexin family protein binding; sterol ester esterase activity; triacylglycerol lipase activity. The record is from RefSeq and is a predicted model, not a curated record. The transcript has 12 exons. Gene Ontology annotation, biological process: synaptic vesicle endocytosis; neuron cell-cell adhesion; presynaptic membrane assembly. NCBI's taxonomy places the organism in Eukaryota, Metazoa, Chordata, Mammalia, Chiroptera, Vespertilionidae. Gene Ontology annotation, cellular component: postsynaptic specialization membrane; cell surface; synapse.